AGUGAGCUCGAGCUGCUGUUCCUGGACGCAGAGGUACUAUAGAGGUACUCAAGGACGCAGAGGUACUCAAUACCGUACGCCCCUUCAUUGGAAAUGGUAGGAAGGCGGGGUCGCCGUCCCGCCCGUGGAAGAGGCAGAGGCCAUGCGGUGAAGAAGGCUGGUCCCAAAAAGGGUGCAAAGAAGGCAAGGUCCAUGGUCGCGUUGGGUGACUCGGAUGUCCAGGAUACCAAUGUGACAGUCGCAGCCAACAAAGAUGACGUCGACAAGGAAGGAUUUAGUGCUGAAGUCCCCGCCCCCAAGAAACAGGUGAAGAAGGAGGUGAAACCUACCAAAGGCGUGAUAAAACCUUCUGUCGCAAAGAAGGGGAAGAAAGAUAGCGAAAAGAAUGCACCGAAAAAGACACCGUCCAAACCCUCGCGAGGUGCAAAAAAACCGCCUCCCGAUUCGAAGGCAACGGCUAAAGCUGAAAAAAAGCGUCCGUCAGAGAAGCGUCGGUCGGCGGACGACAGCGGGAAUUCGCUUCGUUUUGGAAGCGAAUCCGAAGCGUGGCCCAGCACGGGGUCCGUACAAUCGGUGCUUUCCAUGCUGAGACUAUCCCAGAUCUCUCCGUCCGGUGGUGAGGAACGACGAGGAAGUAAGAAGGGCGAAACAAAGGCGUCCGUUGCAGGAGGUAAAAAAAGUGCACAGAAAGCCGCACCGAAAAGCGCCGAGAAAAAGAAAGUGCCCGAACCACAAGUUAAGAAAGAAUUGGGAAAGAAGGAAGACAAGGGAGAAGGGCAGGUUUCAGUGACGGAAUCUCUGCAAACCGACGAGACUGUGAGGGCCACAGAUUCUACUCAGACACCAGAAGCACCGGAAACCUCAAAGAGGGGGGAACAGGACUUGAAGGCAGUCGAGAAAAUGGCCGUUAAGAAAUUUCUGAAAGGCCUGUGGCGGACGUACUCGGCUACUGGCAUGCGCGACGGCGAAAGCAGUGUUGCCGACACGUCUGCUUCGCCUGAAUCUAGCAAGGAGAAAACGCAGGAAGAGAAAAGGGUCGAUAAAAAGGACGCGGAUACUAGUAAAGGUAGCCCUCCUGGGAAAGAUGUGCCAGAGGAAAAAAGUGACGACCACCCAAAGAAAACUGAGAAGCCAACGGAAAUUCCCCCGUUGGAAAAAAAAGCCAGCGAGACGGAGGAGCGGCAGGGAACUGAGACACAGCGCGAAGUGGAACCUGUUGAUCAGCCGUAUCGCCGGCCUAAGACCGACGACUACGCGUCGCCGCAUUUAUCCGCAACGCAACAGCAAUUCCCGACAUUGGCACGCGCACGCGAAAUGGAAGAAGCGACGUGGAUGCGUCCCGUAACAACUCAAAGACGACUUUCACCGGGAAUGUCUCUGGACGAGGACGUGGUUGAUGAAGUAACGGAAGAGUGCUACGAACCGAAAGCUGAAGGCGGGUUACGGAAAACGCUGAAGAAGCGACGUAUCUCGCGACGGUUAAGUCAAGCUACUCCAGCUGACAGGCCAACGGGGCGAAGGACGUUGCCGAGAAGAGACGACGAUUACAUCGACGAUGCGUACUUCGAAACGCCCGUAUUUCGUGAAGAUUAUCGGGACGACGACUAUACUCCCCGGUCUCAGCUGCGUGUCCGAGGCGACCGUCGGAUAUACGAAGAGCCAAGACGCGUGGGCGAAGGUCGGGAAAGAGGCUUCUAUACUGACAACACGUACAUUCCUGCUCAGCGGUGGGUUAAAGGGAUAGAGAGUUCCUCACUGAGGAGAGAGCCACUGCAGGAGUGGAUCCCAGUGAAAGCGGGGGAGAGCUCCGUACGUCCCGUCAAGAGAGAAAUGCGACCCACGAGGGACGAUGAUGGCGGAGGACCAGCUGUGGAAUAUAGAACGAUAGUUAACCUGCGAGAUAGAAGUCCUCUGCCUUCACUGACGUCAAUCACAGACACCGUGGAAUACGUCUACGACGAUGAGGAACCCGUUAUUCGAACCGCAUCCGACGAGUGCUUCCUGAGCCACGCUGAAGCUGCGCCUCCGACGUACAAUCGAGUGACUCAACCUCGACAACCUGCUUCAACCUGGCACGCAUCACGUGGCAACAUAUGGGCCAAUGUGAAGCCCUGGUUUGAGAUCCAGGAGCCAAAGCGUGAUCCGCGAGAAAUCGUGCCACAGUCUUCGGCGACGGCAAAAGCACAGACAAACGGGAGACGUUAUAGUGCUUCCAAUAAAGAUCAGCUUUCGUCGUCGGGAAAACUUGUCCAAGACGAGGCAGAACGCAGGUCACUCUCCAACACAUCGCCCGUCAGACGUCUAGUCAACAAAAUACGGCGAAUGCAUCGUGAUCGACGCAGUACAUUGCUUUCCCCUCCUCCACCUCCCGUUCUGCCAGUGCGCGCGGCACACUGCGGGUGUUUUGGCAGCGCGCAGCCAAUGACCUCCUAUGAGCUCUCGGGUGUAGGUCAAGAAGGCUUCUAUGCGGUCGCUGGUUUCCAUGCUACUGGUUACAACCAAGAACUAUUACAAGAUCUUGAAAUCGAAGAACUACUGCAUGAAAUUGAAAAGGAAGAUCUCCUGCAAGAGCUCGAGAAACGGCAAUUAAAUCGCGAAGCUCAGAGGACUCCUUCUCCCCGACUUGAACGCAGGCUCUCCGUCGUGCAAACAGAGUGCCGACCGCCUAGGAAGAGGGCGCCACCUCAACCAUUAAAGGUAGGACAACAAUGCUCAGAUGCAGGGUUGAAAGAGCCGCCAAGUAAGCCAGCGAGGGCGGAUACGUUCUACCGAAGAAAGCCUGCCAGAGCUAUUGCCGCUCCGCGGUUAAGCCGCAGUGGUUACGACCUUCGGACUGGUUUAGACGGGGCUUUACGGAAAUACCAACCAAAGCGAAAAAUGUCUGAACAGUCUCUUGCCAGAAAAGACACCGACGCCACCGUACGCCGUCCUCCCAUUGACGGCCGCAGAAGGUCGUCUGCUAUUCCGAUUACCCAGUCUUCCCGAUUCACGUGGCGCACUCCUGCACCAAGCCGUCCUCAGCCACCGCCAUGUUUGGCUACCUCUGGACCACAACGAAACGGGGACUGGACCGUGCGUCGACCACGCUCUCAAUUCACGUACCAGAUCACGCCGAAACAGCAGUAUACGUUAGAGGAGCCGACAGAAGCAGAAAUAAGGGAAACCACGUCGACUUCAGAAGCGAAGAAACGACAUUCCAUGACAGUGCCUUGCGAAGUUUUUUCUCUGGAUACACCCGCAGAAACCGAAAGCCAAAUAUAUUCAGGUGCUGAAUCUGGUGAGCUCAAGACUACGUUUAGCGCUGAUGAGAAAUCCAAUGUCACGUUUCCACAAUCUGGGCUGAGUGGUGACAGUGCUGAAGAGAUUGCGCAAGUGAAGGAAGCUACGGGCGAGAGCAGCGGUGCUCCUCAAGGGGACACCCAUAUGCGCGCUGAAGUUUCUAUGGUACAGCAUUCGGUUGAACAAGCUACCACGUCUGCAAAAGCGGAAAGUUCGCUCACAAAAGAUUUAACACAACAAGAGCUUCCUCUCAAAAGCGACGACACUCCAUUCGAGCCUUCCGAGCAAGAAAUACCGAAGCAAACGACGACACUGCCUUCUAGGCAAGAAAUACCGAAGCAAACGACGACACUGCCUUCUAGGCAAGAAAUACCACAGGAAACGACGACACUGCCUUCCAAGCAAGAAAUACCGAAACAAACGACGACACUGCCUUCCAAGCAAGAAAUACCGAAACAAACGACGACACUGCCUUCCAAGCAAGAAAUACCGAAACAAACGACGACACUGCCUUCCAAGCAAGAAAUACCGAAGCAAACGACGACACUGCCUUCCAAGCAAGAAAUACCGAAGCAGAGCAUACCUAGCAUGUAUCGGCACAGUAUAACCAUGGAAACGCAGCCUCUGAUCAAUGAAGCUUAUGAUGACGAAUCUCCAAUGGAACCUGCUUCAAAGGCUAGCCAGCGGAAGAGUGGUGAUAGCUCCAAAUCCUUCCGAACUUUCAGUGUGGAAACACCAAGUCGGUAUAUUCAAGCAGCCAGAAGGACGACGUUCCCAGUUUCUGAGGAUACUCGCUUCCAAAAUUUCAGCGUGGGAACUGAAAGGCACCAAUGUCUUCAACGCGCUCCAAGGAUGUCGUCGUUACCGCAGCUUCCUAUUGAAGGCGCCGCAAGGUUCAGGACUUUUGCCGUGGGCACGCCCACCCGAGAAUGUAUUCCAGUGGCUACCGGAGCGACGUCUUCGCAGCAAGCCCUGGAAGAUAGCCAGGACACUCUCCGUGCGAUCAACGUAAGUGCGCCCGUGUGCGAAGGUCCUCCAGGGGAAGAGGUAACGCAGUCGCAUGAAGCCACUGCGGAGCCGGAUGUAGACAUCGGGGCCAAGCCGGUAUCCGCAGACGAUGAAGCUGCUGACAAAAGCGCUGCUUCGCACGAAGACAUUGACGAGGGUCAGGGAGAGGACGAGGUUGUGGCCGUCGUGGAAUCGAUGUCUGUCAACAAAGAGGGUGAAGUCGCGGAGGAACAUUUACCACCAGUGUCUGUCCCACUGCAGUAUGACUUGAUUGCAGUUCCACAAACCGUGGAGCAGCCAGAGAUGACGCUUUGGGAUUACACUACUAGCGUUACAUUUUAUCCGGAAUGCAAGAUCGUUAGUGUAAUAGGCAUUCUGUGCGUUUUAUGGAUAAUGAUUGUUAUGACGCUCACUAGUACACAACACCAUGGUGGCAGAUUCGCCACAACGGGAUGGACACCGCACGAAAUAACGGGUGCACAGGGUUCCACGGACGAAAGAAACAGCACAAGCGAGAUGCCUUCAACACAACCUGUCACAUCAAGUCCGGCCAUACAUUACUGCAGUACGGAUUAUUGUAAGAGAGAAGGCGUAUACUUGGACGCAAUACUGAGCGAUGCCACCGAUCCUUGCGACGAUUUUUACAGCUACGUCUGUAGGACUUGGAUGGAGGAUGCUGAGGCUCCCACGGAUGACGUUAUUUGGGAAGUGUCCAGAGACAGCAUGCUCCAGUACAACAUGGAACGUGAUGUGGUUCAUUACUUUGACGAUCCCCACCUUGUUGAUGACGUUUCGCCGGCUGGGGAUCUGUACAGAAGUUGCAUGUUGAGCGCGAGCACUUCGGGAGUGGACUACUUGCGUCUCCUCUUCAAGCAGUGGCAUAUCGGAGGCUGGCCGGUACCGCAAACGGUUAACAAGCAAAUUGAGCAAGUGUUUACCUUUGCCGGUGAGCUACUACGUGACAUUGGCUUAGACGUCUUUGUGAAGGUGGAUGUCGUUACCGACCCUACUAGCUCGAAGCGCCGUGUUGUGGCCCUGGAUGAACCUCGUGUACUGUUAAUUGCGGCAGACAUGUCCAUGCCCAAGCUAGUCGAAUUAGUGAAGCUGGCUACCGAAGAAGCUGCUGCCGUGUUCGGAGUGUCCGAUAUAACUGCACUCGCGACUGAGGUGGUGUCUGUCUUCUCGAGUUUCAGCACAAUAGCCGGACCAAGUGGGGCCAAAAGCGGCACACCGGAACUCUUAAAGGUUAACAACCUUGCUGUCGGCUUUCGGUUACUCCUCAAAAAAGCGUUCGGUAGAACUGUUAGCAUUGACAACGAUACGCCCUUAUUGUUACUGGCGCCAGAUUUUCUGAAGAAUAGGCUGGACGACAUUAUCCGCGCAGAACCGCCACGAGCACUCCUCAAUUACUUCGGUCUUCGUGUUAUGGCUCUGUACGCUCCUUUCCUUCAACGGCCCUUCACGAACCUCCACAAACUAUUCUCUCUGCAGUUUUUCGGACGAGUAACGCAGCAGGACAAGUCUUCAUAUUGCGUUCGGGCGAUCGAACGGGUCCUUCCUGCGUGCGUCCUACGAGCGUACGCCCUAACUAGCGUCCAACCAGACGUCGACUAUCGCCUUUGGGUGUCCCAGCUAGAAGACGUCUUCUUUCGUUACAUGGAACGCCUCAACUGGUACGACGAAUUCACUGGUCUAAGUACACGCUACAGGCUGAAGCAUACGUACUUGGAAGUGUUCUUUCCCGGCUGGAUUCUAAAUGGAAGCAAGCCCUGCGCGCCCAACUACACUAUCGGCGGUAGCCUCGUGGAAUCAUUUUACCGUUUGGCCAGUUCGCGUCAAGACGAUUACUUCAAGCAGAUAUUAAGUAGUGACCUCUGGAUACCAGGCGUUACGUCGUUAUUCGAGACAUCGUCGAUCUACGAUAUACCACGGCAGAGCGUGAGGAUACCAGUGGGUGUUCUUAACGCGUCGGUUCCUGCCAAGAGCACCGUGUUCGAUUUCCACUUGUCUCGGGUGGCGGUUCGGAUUUACGCGGCCUUAAUUGAGAUAGCGUUGGACCGAACCAUCUACGAAAGCGAGACGUCCCUUCAAACCAGCGCCGAAUCCGAGCGUAUUCUCAGUUACAUUCUCGACUGCUUCGUCAAAGACUUCAGAGGACUUCCGGCCGGAAUUCGCGACGGCUCCCACUCCAUCGUCACGGACCUUCGCUGGGUCCGCCAUUCCAUUUUGCGGCACACAGCGGCGCUGCAGUUGGCCUACCAGGCGUUCAGGGACUUACUGCAAGUCAGGAAGAUAUGGAACUUUGAUUUCAGGCUCCUCACGCUGCCCGACGUUUCGGCUGAUCAGCUCUUCUUCGUAUAUUACGCGCUCGACAACUGUGAAUCCAGCGACGUGAACUUUAAGAGGCGGGCGUACGAGAUGGACCGCAAGAUACCACCUGCUGACCGGGUGAACCUUGCCUUGAGGCACACAAAGACUUUUCAUGACGCCUUUGGCUGCGAGCAGGGAAGCGCGAUGAGAGCUGAGGGCGCGGCCUUCUGCAAUGUUCUAUAGUAUUAAUAAGUGAUUUAACUAAUCGUAUAGCGACACAAUGCACUGUAAACUGGAAAACACCCUUAUGGGUGUGAAUGGCUUGUCCUAUAACUGACACCUCUUUUUACACCGUACAUGGUC
Molecule: messenger RNA, 6960 nt
Organism: Ornithodoros turicata
Lineage: Eukaryota; Metazoa; Arthropoda; Arachnida; Ixodida; Argasidae
Exons: 1
Coding region: 94-6840 (2248 amino acids)
Biological process (GO): protein processing
Cellular component (GO): plasma membrane
Molecular function (GO): metalloendopeptidase activity
Source: RefSeq, a predicted model, not a curated record